AUGAACGGGCAUUUAGAUGCAUCCAGCCUGAAGGACAGGUCAGUCAUUGUCACAGGAGGGGCUUCUGGCAUCGGCCUCGCAGCCGUCACACGCUUCGCGGAAGGUGGAGCCUAUGUCACCAUCGCAGACGUUCAAGAUGCUCUCGGAAACAAAGCGGCUGCUGAUCUCAACGCCAAGGGCUGUCAUGUCUCCUUCGUCCACUGUGACACAACCGACUGGGAAUCGAGUGUGGCGGCAUUCAAACAUGCUGCUUCCUUUGGGCCAAACAAAUCUCUGGACGUCGCCUUGCUGAAUGCUGGUGUAGGAGGCGACAGAGGUAGCUUGACAGACCAAGUGCUGGCAGCUCCUGAGCCUUCAUUGGAUCCCGACGUUAUCCCAACCCGUCCGAGCCGCAAAGGAGCCGCUGUGAACUUCCUGGGAGUAUAUGACAAUUGCUGGUUGGCGUUGCACUAUAUGCGUCUGCCCUCGCAAGUCGAACCGACAACCAACACACAGCAAAAAUCAAUAAUCCUUACUGCUUCUCUGGCAGCUUAUGCUGACAUGCCAGCCUCUUCUGAUUAUAAUGCUUCAAAGUUUGGCGUCCGAGGCCUUUUCCGAGGGCUCCGACAUACAACUGCUGCGCUCAAUGUCCGUGUCAACCUGCUCGCACCUUACUGGAUCAACACGCCCCUCGUUCAGUCAGCCCUACCCGCGUUGGAGGCAAGAGGGUUGAAGCCAGGUCAAGGAUUGUCGUGGGCUAGCAUCGAUGAUGUGGUCGAUGCCAUAAUUAGAUCCGCUACGGACCCGAGUGUUGGCGGUAAAGCUUGGGCGAUUUGGCCAGAAGGCUACUCCGACAUGGGAGAGGACGAGGCUGGGGGUUGGGCAGGCGAUCAUUUGAGGAAGCACUGGGAAAUCCAGAGACAGAAGGGUGAUAACAUGCCUUUCAAGCCAGGCGCAAGAUUGCCGGCCAGUGAAGCACUUAGCGUGGGCGAAAAGAACCCCGUUCUCGCAGCCCAUAUGCCUGUCAAUGGGGUUCAGCACGAGGAGGAUUUGCUAGAUUCAGACAAUUAUGACCCUAUCGAACACCUCGAUCAGAUAUUCUCACACCCUUCGACCCUCUCGUCGGUCAGCCAGACCUUCGAAAUCCUCCAAGCCUAUCAAGAUGACCUUGACGACGAAAUCGAGGCUCUCGAAGACGAGCAGAUCCAGUCAAACGCAGAAUGUCUGCAGCGAAUGGAAGCCUCAAAAGCCGAGCUGGCGGAGCUGUUCCAGCGCAUCGAGAGUGUCCGGGAGCGGGCACUGCGGACCGAGCGAAACAUCACCGAGAUGACGGCGGAUAUUAAGCAGUUGGACAAUACAAAGAAGAAUCUCACGCUUUCGAUGACAGCGUUGAAGAGACUGCAGAUGUUGACGACCGCCUAUGAACAACUGCGGGCCAUGAGCAAAACGAGACAGUACAGAGAAUGCGCCCAGCUCCUGCAGGCGGUGAUCCAACUCAUGGCUCACUUCAAAUCCUACCGGUCAAUCGACCAGAUCGCGACGUUGAGCAGGAAUGUAGCAGAUAUACAGAGAGAGUUACUGGAACAAGUGUGCGAGGACUUUGAGAUUACCUUCAGCAAGGAAGAGGUGGCUCAGAAACGAGGACUGCUUCACGAGGCGUGUAUGGUAGUCGAUGCUCUCGGCGAUGCCGCCCGGUCACGGUUGACCACCUGGUAUUGUAACACGCAACUUCGUCAGUAUCGGCAUAUAUUCAAGGGGGACCAGGAGGCGGGAUCGCUUGACAAUAUUGACCGGAGGUACGCGUGGUUCAAAAAGACGCUCAAGAUAUACGACGAGGAACAUGCUGCCAUCUUCCCUCCGCACUGGCGGGUCAACGAGAUCCUUGCCAACGUCUUUGCUGAAGGAACACGAGAAGACUACAAGGGCAUCUUGUCUAGGACUACCCGCAACGGUCAGACCAUUGAUGUCCAGCUGUUGUUGUCAUGUUUGCAGCAAACUCUGGACUUCGAGCACGCUCUCGAAAGGAGAUUCAAUCAAACGUCAAGAACCUCCAUCGACACCAUGGCAUCAGCCAGUGACACACCAGUCUUUGGCCAGCCGAUCUCGGACGCGUUUGAACCGUAUCUGAGCUUGUGGGUGGAAGCACAGGAUAAAGAACUCGCGGGUCUGAUACCGCAAUACAGGCAGCGGCCGACCAAACUUGCGGAUGAAGAUUUCUCCUCACAACAUGUUAUUGCCUCGUCGACAGAGCUGUUCAACUUCUACCGACACUCCCUCGCGCAAUGUGCGAAGCUCUCCACGGGACAGCCCCUGCUCGACUUGGCCAAGGUUUUUGGCCGCUAUCUUGACCAAUAUGCGCAACAAGUCCUGCUGUUCUAUAUCUCCGAGAAACCAACAGGCGGCACCCCUUCUCGAAUACCCUCUGUCGAAGAUGUGAUUUUGGUUCUCAACACGGCGGACUACUGUUUCCAGACUUCGAAUUCUCUGGAAGAAAAGAUCAAGAGUCGCAUAGACGAUGCGUUGAAGGAUAAAGUCGAUCUACAGAGCCAAGCAGAUGCCUUCAUGGGCAUAGCGAGUGCGGCAGUCCGAGGUCUGGUCCGUCGUGUGGAAGUCGACUUGGAACCCAGCUGGCGUGAGAUGCGAAACAUGUCCUGGUCAAAGAUUGAAAUUGGAGAACAUCAAAGCCCCUAUAUUACAGGUCUGGAGAAUCGGAUCAAGGACCGUUCCAGUGAGAUCUUGGGCAUGCUUCACAAACAACAGUAUGCGCGGGCAUUCGCAGAUAAUCUGGUCGAGCUGUUGGCGUCAACGUAUGUGGCUAACAUUGCCCAAUGCAAGCCCAUCUCAGAAGGCGGCGCUGAGCAGAUGUUGCUCGACACCCACGCCAUCAGGAACACCCUCACCCAGAUACUUCCGGGUACACCGCCGCCACUUUUCCUCAAACGCGUCACUGCUGCUUUUGGCAAGAUUGAGCCACUAUUAAAAACCCUACAAGUCCGACCAUCACCCCCAGAGGCCCUCGUCCAAGCAUACCUGAUCCACAUCUCCGACCUCUCGGAAGUCAACUUCCGCAAAAUCCUCGAAUUGAAAGGCAUCCGCGCAAAGUCAGAACAAAACCACUUGGUUGAAUUAUUUCAGAUGCACAAGUUCAGCCCACGGUACAAGGACACACUAGUGGAGAAGUCACCUCUGCUUACUCCAUUGAACCUGUCAGCAUCCGGUACGUCCACUGGGACUGCGGUAACACCAGCAGGUGCUCUCCACAACCUUUCGGCAUUGGGUAACUCUGCGGCGGCGUCACUGAGCACGGCAAAUAUCCCAGCGAAUAUGAAAUUCGAUGCUUCUGGACUGGGCAACGCAAUCAUUGACCGAUUCAGCAGCCCCGGUCUAGGCACGCCUCGAGACGGAGCAGUAAGCCCACCGCCAACUGGAACAGGCAUGCACACCACAGGCGAUGGGGGCUUCUCCGGUGCAGAGGCCGGGGCAAAGUUGAAUGAGAACUUGAAAAACAUUGGAAAAUUCUUCAAGAGGGACCUGGGUGGGUUUGGGGGUAUAGGUCGAUUCGGCAGUAGUAAAACCACGAGUCCUGCUCCUCCUGAAGACCGAGCAAACAACCGAUAG
Fonsecaea nubica is the source of this 3597-nucleotide messenger RNA. RefSeq lists its product as hypothetical. The record is from RefSeq and is a predicted model, not a curated record. The transcript is spliced from 5 exons. Gene Ontology annotation, cellular component: GARP complex. Lineage: Eukaryota; Fungi; Ascomycota; Eurotiomycetes; Chaetothyriales; Herpotrichiellaceae. Bases 1 to 3597 code for a protein of 1198 amino acids. Gene Ontology annotation, biological process: retrograde transport, endosome to Golgi. Gene Ontology annotation, molecular function: oxidoreductase activity.